This is a messenger RNA of Diaporthe amygdali, 1083 nucleotides long. RefSeq lists its product as uncharacterized. The coding region runs from base 1 to 1083 and encodes 360 amino acids. Gene Ontology annotation, molecular function: FAD binding; D-amino-acid oxidase activity. NCBI's taxonomy places the organism in Eukaryota, Fungi, Ascomycota, Sordariomycetes, Diaporthales, Diaporthaceae. The record is from RefSeq and is a predicted model, not a curated record. The transcript is spliced from 3 exons.
AUGUCUUCCCAGAUUGUAGUCAUAGGCGCCGGCGUCACCGGCUUGAGCUGCGCCAUUCAGCUGCAAGAAGCCGGCCACGCAGCAGGAGCAGUCACUAUCAUCGCCAAGGAUUUCCCAACGCCAUUCGCACUUAUCGAUCCGAAGGCGCAGGUCAACUUCACCAGCCCCUGGGGCGGCGCACACAAUCGUUGGGUGCCGCCCCCUGUUGCUGGCCAGGCCCAGCCAAACGAUCUGAGGGAUCACCGCCUGGCCCUGGCCACAUUCCGCCGCAUGAGGUCACUGCAGGGGUCGAACCCCGAGGCAGGAAUCACUUUCAUGAAGGGCAUCGAGUACCUGGAGAAGCCCGCGCCCGAGUAUCAAGCGCUGGUCCGCGAGAGUGGCGAGGGGAGCGCUAAGGACCUGGGGCUCGAGGGGUUCCGCGUCCUGGAGAAGAGCGAGCUGCCCGAUGACAAGAUUAGCCUGGGUUUCGAGUAUGACACGUGGUGUGUCAACCCUAUGGUCUACUGCAGCUUCUUGCUGAACAGGUUUGUCUUUCGCGGUGGCCGGAUCCUCCGGAGGGAAAUCAGCCGCCCCGAGGAGGUCUUUGAGAUGCGGGAUCUGGGUGGCCCUGUAAAAGCGGUAGUAAAUGCAUCGGGGAUGGGAUUUGAUGACCCGAAUUCAUUUAUCAUCAGGGUCGCCAAUCUUUGCCCUGAGACAGUAACUAGGCAAAACGCCGACGGCAGCUGGACAUUCUGCGUUCCCCGAAAUUUCGAAGGCGGCACCAUAAUAGGUGGCACUAAGGAGCCCAACAGCUGGGAUACGGAGCCGUCUUUGCAGGUCAGGGAAGAGCUGAUUCGGGCCUUUGUGGCUACACAUCCCAAGAUCGCUGACGAGUCCGGCUCGGUGAGAGUCCUGAAAGACGUUGUAGGGAGGCGGCCAGCCCGCCAUGGUGGAGCAAGACUGGAGAGCGAAGAGGUCGCCCCCGGAAAAACAGUUGUACACGCAUACGGCUUGGGCGGAAGAGGGUAUGAAUUGUCCUGGGGAGUGGCGGAGACGGUCCAGAAACUUGUCGACGAAGCUAGCCAGACUAAGGCCCGGAUAUGA